GGGUUUUCCAGUUGAAAUGUUUUGUCUCUAACUCCACUCCCUUUUGCUGUUGGCCAGCUGGGGUGAACUUAGACUGCAAAAUGAGAAGUGAGGCUAAGCCUACUGGUAAAACAAAAGGCAUCUCCACCUAAUUUAUUCUCUAAGUACAGUUUUACCUUUAUUUCUGCUGUUUCUCUUUUUUGCUUUUCUUUAGUCAUUAAACUGACACUAAACAUUAAUGACUUCAGUCAUUAAAAUGACAUAAAAGUGAUUGAACAGGGAGUUUCAGUUUAGUGAAGUUCAAAGAAUGAACACUAGGCUGAAAAUCAUUUAUCACACUUAUUGCCUCAAAACAUCAGCUGAGUAAGAGAAAAAGCUCAGGUGAGAUACAUAGCAUACUAGCCACACCAAAACCGAAACCCUGCGUAACAUUUCAGGUACUGAAUGGUCACUGUUUACAAACUGACAGUGUGUAACAGGAGCUAAAAAACCCCAUGUGAGGAAGAUAAGGAGUCCCGUUGUACUGAGCAGCAGACACACAGUCACGAAGUCAGUGCUGCACACAACCUGAGGUCUUAGCAGCUAGUGAAGAAAUCAAGCGCAAGAGUGAAAAGACAAGAAAGAGGUCAAGCAACUGCAUAGAAAGAUUUUCCCAAGCCUUGUUUCUAUUACAAAGUUGGUCAGCUUUGAAAAACAAGCCUUCCCUCCUACUCAGGACAAGGAGCUUAUAAGCGCCAAGCGCUCCCUAUGGAAGCUGAGCAUUCCUAAAUAGACAGAGAAGGUGGCAGUCCAAGCAACAGGACACUGCAGGCACGCGUCGAUGGACAGGGCUUUGUUUCAACAGAGACAGAAGUAGCAGCUGGAGCACCUGGUGAAGCUCGUGACAAGGAGGGAUUCCUAAGGGCUGGGAAGGCAUGAAAAUGAAAUGGGAGACUGCUCUCUGGAUGGUUUCCUGCUUACUGUUUGCAUCUCUACCCAGAGGUCAACCAGACACAACGUGCCAUGCAUUUGUUGGAGAAACUGUUGUUUUGCCUUGCACCACCUCCUCUCCUGGAAAGCUGACCCUCUCCAAUUCAAUGCUGUUCUGGCAGAUAGAGGCUGACAAUCCACAGCACACCAUUGUAGUGCACUUUGUUCUCAAUGGGCAGGAUUUGCCGCAGUUCCAAAAUGACAAUUACCAUGGCAGAACUAGUCUUUUUUUCGACCAGAUGAAGCAUGGCAACUUUUCCUUAAAGCUCUCCAAUGUACAAUUACUGGACACAGCUGUGUAUAGUUGCAUCUACAAACAGACUGGGGAUCAUUCUGACAAAACACAGAAAUCUAACGUUAAACUCAUUGUAUCAGCUCCAUCUAGCACUGAGGAGGCUCCUUUCCCCUCUGGACACAGCCGAAUUUCCUCCAGAAGCCCCACUGAUGCACCGUGUCUGACAAUGCUUCCCCUCUCUUUCUGCCUGGUCACACUGGGAGUUUGGCACUUGUAACUGGGGAAGCCACCCUUCUCUUUGGGAAGUUCUCCUCACCAGAGGACCUCAUUGGGCAGAACAGCUGUAUAGACAGAACAGCCUGACAACUGUUCCAGAGCCACAUAAAAGGAACACCAUAGCUGAAAACAGACCUAGCACUAGAUGUUUAUAUCCCGCAUUUUGAUGUUCCACAAAAUCGAAGGCAGCAAAACUCAGAGGUGGCAAGUCUGGGUUUCAUUUGAUUCUUGGAGCCCGGUUUUAGUGCUGCCGUAUGAACAUAUUAUUUUGGAUUUUGUGCUUUUGCUUUAAUGACAGGAUAAAAGACUCAUAAAAGUACAAGGUCACACCAUAAUUGACCCUAGUGAGAUCUUUUGCCUAAGAUCUUAUCUGCUGUCCUUCAAGAGAGUUGUAGGGAGGAGAAAGGUAAUUACCCUCUGUGUCUGAUAAAAACUGGAAAUAGGAAGCUGCUAUCAUUUUGUGAAACGUAAAAGGACAGAAAUCUUGUGAAACUUGAGCCUGUGGAACUUUAGCUUCUAUUUUUACUCUUAAGCAUCAUGGGCUAUCAGUAACAACUUUUUUCCAUGAGAAUGUAAUAUUUCUUUAGCGGAAGGGUGAAGCUGGCUGAGAAUGAUGAUGGAAGUUCAUAAAACAUCAACAUAGAGGAAGUGAUGUGUUAUUACAAAAUCCACUUCUAAAUAAGCCAAAAGCAAAAAGGUUUAAUUCAGUAUUUCCUCUUUUUGUCAUGAAACACAGCAAGGUAAAUGUGAUCAUUGUGCAAAAGCUGAAUUCUUAAGCUAGAACUGUGCCAAAAAAAAUUGGUACUGUGAUAAUGUUACAUCUUUAAGAGCAGUACCUUUGAAGGAAAACUGGUCAGAAUAAUUGUAACUGAUACCUAUGCAAAUUCAGUGGAUUUACUUCUGGAAAUGUUUGAUUCAGGUAGCACAGAUGUCCUGUGUAAACCUAAGAUUGAAAGGAUCCUGUAUACCAACAGUAUCAAGAAAGUGAAGAAGUUUUGUUUCAGGCCACAGCUGCUGCAACCACCCUAUUGCAGAACUGAGAAGCAUCUGGAGAACUGCUCACUGGGGCUGGUGAAACAGGGGUGACUGCAAGGCGCUCCUUCUGGCUGAUCUCUCAAGCCAAGGGAAGUAACUGACUCAUAAGGACGCACAUAAAGUCAUUUUGAUUUGGAACAAUUCCACCCUCUUUCCAACGGAAAGACAGAAUUGUUUUGUAAGGAAGGGAACAGAAUAGAGCUUUAAAUGGUAUCCAUUGAGGUAAAGGAGAUGGUUACCUCUGACUUUCUUAACAAAGUGCUCUUUCCCCGUGGUGGGGAAGAGAGAUGGAAUCCCAUGCACAGCCUGUGCUGCUGCUGCAGUGAAGCUCAGUUGGCACUUAGGCUACUCUGUGUGCAGGGAACCUUAGUGUAACAGCUGGGGUCCCCCUUCAUAGAAAGAUUUUAAUAUAAGAAUUGUACAUAUCACAUUGUACUGUGAUUGUAGAAUCACAUUGUACUGUGAUUGUCUUUUUGUAUCCUACCUUCCAAAUGUUUGUCUCAGAUUCCAUGUAUUUUUCAAAACAAAAGUUGAUUUAAAAUAAAAGCUUAAACAAACAAAA
Molecule: messenger RNA, 3056 nt
Organism: Strigops habroptila (Kakapo)
Lineage: Eukaryota; Metazoa; Chordata; Aves; Psittaciformes; Psittacidae
Product: butyrophilin-like protein 10
Exons: 7
Coding region: 894-1460 (188 amino acids)
Biological process (GO): negative regulation of T cell proliferation; cellular response to lipopolysaccharide; immune response
Cellular component (GO): external side of plasma membrane
Source: RefSeq, a predicted model, not a curated record